AAGUUAUGUUUGUCUCUCUGUGCGGCCUCUCUUUGGGACUAUAUGUCCGUAAUGCUAAUGUUGCGGUGCAGUAAAUGCCCGGGUUUCUACGGCGCUGGUUUUUGUGGUAUGGUCCGGUUGGGACCGAGAACCUGCGGGGUUAAAAUAGGGGGGGAAAUAAAUUUAUUAUUGAUUAUACCAACUAGAUUUCUGAAUGAGUUCACGGAGUCGUGAUUUUUCACCGUGGCUUUUGUACCGACAUGCGGUUGUAUAUUGACGCCGUUUUCUGGGGCGGCCUCCGGAGCAAGGCGCCUUUUCCCUCGUACCCCCGCUGCGAGUCUUGUGUGACCGCUCUGCACACCCGGAGACAUGCUGCUUUAUUUUGGCUUGCAUGUUCCGUCAGCCAAGAGAAACUGCUGUCCGGAGAUCCGAAAUGCUCCCUGGUUGUCUCAGGAGAGAAGUGAUCAGUGACGUGGUGGGCGACAGGCCUGCACUGUGCUGCCAUGGAGACCAAGCAGGAACCCUCUGCUGUGUGGAGUCAGACUGUUAACAAUGAUUCAAGCAACGCCACACAGGUGCAUUUUGAAGGCGGCACUGUGGCCCAGAUAGUGUACAGUGGGGAUCAGGCGGACAGGGCACAGCAGCAGGUGGUUUAUACAGCAGAUGGGAACUCGUAUACCUCGGUGGAGUCUGCAGAGCACACACUAGUCUACAUACACCCUGCAGAUGGCACUCAGACUGUGUUUGCUGAUCAGCCACAAGUGGCGUACAUUCAGCAGGACGGUACAACUCAGCAGGUCACAGUUCUGCUGCCCAGUGGGCAAAACAUGAACGCUGCCAACCUGCAUGUUCUCAGUAAUGUGGCAGACGCUCCGCAGGCGAUCCUGGAGCCAGUCCCCCAGGAGCAGCUGUCUGUGUCCAACUCGCUCACGUCCAUGGCUGACAUCGCCGACCCUCCCACCAGUCCCCUCGGGGCCACGGACUCCACCGACGAUUCAGAUGAAGAUGAGGAUGAGGACUCCGAGAUGGAUGACUGGGAGCCACGUCAGCCUCAAUCAUUCAACCCUCACAGCCUCUGGUGCGAGGAGUGUAAUGCCGCAAACCCCUCAGUCUGUCUGAAACACGGCCUCCUGCACCCCAUCCCCAACCGGCCGGUGUUGUCCAAAGCGAGGGCCAGUCUGCCUCUGGUCCUCUACAUCGAUCGCUUCCUGGGUGGAGUUUUCUCCAAGAGACGCAUCCCGAAGCGAACACAGUUUGGUCCUGUGGAAGGGCCGCUGGUUCCACAGAGUGAACUGCAGGACCACUACAUCCAUUUGAAACUGUGCAUGCUGGAUACAGAGAAGGAUGUAGAGAAGUCCAACGACAUGUGGUUCGACCUUUCUGACGAGGACAGCUGUAACUGGAUGAUGUUCGUGAGACCUGCUCAGAAUCACCUGGAGCAGAACCUGGUGGCCUAUCAGUACGGCUCAGAGAUAUUCUACACAACCAUCAAGAACAUCCAGCCCAAGCAAGAGCUGAAGGUUUGGUACGCAGCUUCAUAUGCAGAGUUUGUAAACCAAAAGAUCCACGAUGUUACAGAUGAAGAGAGAAAAGUUCUCCGGGAACAAGAGAAGAACUGGCCCUGUUAUGAGUGCAACCGGCGCUUUGUGAGCUCCGAACAACUGCAGCAACAUCUCAACAUGCACGACGACAAGUUAAACUCUGUUUCCAGAUCCAGAGGUCGGGGGCGAGGAAGAGGCAGGAAGCGAUUCGGUACAGGAAGGAGACCUGGACGACCUCCUAAAUUCAUACGUUUGGAUCCACCAGUAGACUCCAGUGGAGACAAAACAACAGAAAUGCUGGAGUUGACGGAGAAGCCGCUGGAGGAGCGAGUGGAGGCAGCUCAGAACGGGCUGAAGGUGGUGGAGAUGGAGGUGGAGGGGGAGGCUAUUACCGAGCCAGAGGGUCAGCUCAUACCUCCUGCUGGAGAGCCGGUCCCAGAGUCGGUCACGCCGCCCUCCAACACGGACCUGCCUGCUCCACUGAAGGAGGACCCGGCACAGAGCAGCCAAUCAGACGCCCACCUCACAUCGCAGGACAUGCGCCGUGCCAAAAGAAUACGGAUGGAUGUGCAGAAUGCAGCACUGCAGCAUCUUUUCAUCAGGAAGAGCUUCCGUCCUUUUAAAUGCACCCACUGUGGAAAGGCCUUCCGGGACAAAGACAAGCUGGAACAGCACCUGCGUGUCCACGGUCGGGACGCCUACGCCUUCUCCUGCCACAUUUGCAGCAAGAGCUUCAUGAGUGACUCCGCCCUGGAGGACCAUCUGCUGCUCCACACAGAGAACCGCUCCUACUCCUGUCUCCUGUGCCCAGAAACCUUUGAACGGCUGGACCUGCUCAAAGACCACGUGGGAGUUCACGCUAUUGACGGUUGCUUCACCUGUCCGUCCUGCAAGAAGACGUUCACUGACUUCAUCCAGGUAAAGAAGCAUGUCCGGUGCUUCCAUUCAGAGAAGAUCUUUCAGUGCCCAGACUGUGAAAAGGCCUUUUGCCGACCAGACAAGCUUCGUUUGCACAUGUUGCGCCACUCUGAUCGUAAGGACUUCCUGUGUUCAACGUGUGGCAAGCAAUUCAAGAGAAAAGAUAAGCUGCGAGAGCACAUGCAGCGCAUGCACAACCCCGACAGAGAGGCCAAGAAGGCCGACCGCAUCCACCGCUCCAAAACACUCAAACUGAAGGUCCCCACCACCGACUUCGAGAGCUUCAUGUUCAAAUGCAGAGUUUGCAUGAUGGGAUUCAGACGCAGAGGAAUGCUGGUGAACCAUCUGUCCAAGCGUCAUCCAGAGAUGCGUAUCGAUGACGUGCCUGAGCUCACGCUGCCAAUUAUCAAACCCAACAGGGACUACUUCUGCCAGUACUGUGACAAGGUGUAUAAGAGCGCCAGUAAGAGGAAAGCUCACAUACUGAAGAACCAUCCCGGGGCAGAAUUACCUCCCAGCAUCCGGAAGUUGCGUCCGGCUGCUCCUGGUGAGCCCGACCCCAUGUUGAGCACACACACCCAGCUGACCGGUACCAUCGCCACUGCACCAGUCUGCUGCCCACACUGCGCCAAACAGUACAGCAGCAAGACUAAAAUGGUGCAGCACAUCAGGAAGAAGCAUCCAGAGUUUGCCCAGAUGGCCAACACCAUCCAGACUCCUCUGACAACGGCUGUAAUCAGUAGUGCUCCUGCAGUCAUCAGUUCAGACGGUUCAACGGCUGAGGCUGUAGUGACUACUGAUCUACUGACUCAGGCCAUGACGGAACUCUCUCAAACACUGACCACAGACUACCGAACAGCUCAGGGAGACUACCAGAGGAUCCAGUACAUCCCCGUCUCUCAGGCAGGAGGCACCCUGUCCCAGCCACAACACAUCCAGCUGCAGGUCGUCCAGGUAGCUCCGGCUUCCUCCCCGCAUUCCCAGCACCCCAGCGUAGAUGUGAGUCAGCUGCAUGACCCCCAUGGCUACAGUCAACACUCCAUCCAGGUACAACACAUCCAAGUCUCCGAGCCCUCAGGCACUGGACAAGGAGCCGCCCAGGUCACCGGUCAGCCUCUGAGCCCCACAUCGCAGCAGGCAAAUCAGGAGCUGAGUCCUGCCCAGCUGACCCCCGUCACUUUAGCUCAGAGCCACACCCUCCAGACGAGCAGCACCCAGCCGCAGGGCACCGUGCAGCACGCAUACAUACCUGGAAACUGGAACUACCGAGGCUACUCAUCUGAGAUCCAGAUGAUGGCUCUACCUCAUGCACAGUAUGUGAUAGCUGAAGCGAGCACCCCUGUAUCUGGAGUCAACAGCAACCAGGUGAAAACGACACACUACGUGAUCUCCGAGGGUCAGAGCGAGCUGGAGACAAAGCAAGCUGUUCCUCAGAGCACAGCCCAGACCCACACUGAACAUCUGGAGCAGCAGCCGGCCAAUCAGCAAGCCACCACGCAGUACAUCAUCACCACGACCACCAACGGCAGCGGCACCAGUGAAGUCCACAUCACAAAACCCUGAACUGCACAGCGAUGAACUUUGCACACCCACAGAUCGAUCCUGCAUGUCUUCCUCAGCAGCUUGUACGCACACGACCGAACAAAUACGCUGUCAUAUGCACAUGGAUAUAGAUUUGUGUACAUACAGAGAUAAAAAUGAACCAGCACAGUUUUAUGUGUCUGUAAAGUGUUACGAUGUUGAAUGAGCUGUUGAGUUGCAAGCUGCUAAAAACUUUGUGAGGAAAAAAUAAAAUGAGUUGACAAAAACGUGAAGUUUUGAUUAUGAACAGAAUAUAUUAUCACGUGUUUUGAAUACAUGCACUGGAAAGUAGAAUUUUUAGAAAGACUUUCACUGAAGCUGCAUUACUGGAGCGAUGGGAAACUCAGAUCUACAGAUUUGAAUGGCAAUUUUGCAUAUUUGUAAUGUUACAGACAUUUGUUAAAGUAUAGUAUUUGUAAAUGACAUUAGAAUAUGGAAAAUACAGUAUAAAAUGUCAAAAACAAAUCA
Messenger RNA from Acanthochromis polyacanthus (spiny chromis), 4487 nucleotides. RefSeq names its product PR domain containing 10 (gene prdm10). Gene Ontology annotation, molecular function: protein binding. The coding region runs from base 483 to 4001 and encodes 1172 amino acids. The transcript is spliced from 24 exons. The record is from RefSeq and is a predicted model, not a curated record. Gene Ontology annotation, cellular component: nucleus. NCBI's taxonomy places the organism in Eukaryota, Metazoa, Chordata, Actinopteri, Pomacentridae.